ACAAAUCAAUUAUGAUCAAUGAAAAAGCAAUUUCUAAUAAACGAUGAUUAGUUACGUGUUUGAUUUCAUCGACGAACAAGUGCAUUAAAAAUGAAAAGCAAUCAAAUAGUAAAUAUUUUGCUGAAUGUGAUUUUUGUCGUUGUGCAAAUUACGUCGUCUAAAGAAUUGCCUUCUUGGAUAAACAAAUGCAGAGCCGACGAUGAAAACAUAGGAAAGUGCAUCCAACAAAAUGUGGAAGUGGUCCAGACGAGACUCCUGAAUGGAGUUCCGGAGCUCCGGUUGCCUUCGUUCAAUCCUUUGGAAAUCCAGGAGGCGACCAUACAAAAUCCCGGAGAUUUUAAAGGCCGAUUCACCGACAUCAAAAUCUACUACGCCGAUGAGUUCCUGAUGCCGUUUUUGAAGGUAAAUUUGCCUUCGAAUCAUGUGGAAUUGAAACUGAAAUUUCCUAGGAUGCGCAUCAACUCCACCUACCAUUUUAGUGGGAAAGUUUUGGGACUUAACAUUGUGGGGGAGGGGCCUUCAGACGGUAACUUCACAAAUAUUGAAGGAACAUUUGUACUAAAUGGAACGAGGAUUAAAAAAAAUGGACAAGAAUAUAUUAAAUUUAACGACUUAGACAUGGAUUUAGAUAUUGGCAAACCGAAGUUCGAAUUCGUGGACUUGUUCAAAAACAACAAGGAACUGACUGACAGAACCAACGAAGUAGUAAACGAAAACAUCGAAAGUAUAAUUGAGGAACUGCAUCCAGUGCUAAAUGAAAUUAUUAAAAACGUAGUUUUGUCAUUAAUUUCUGGAGUGUUCGAUAAGUACUCCUUUAAUGAACUGUUUUCAUAACAUUAAUUAAUAAUAAAACAACAAAAAUAUAAAUAAAAAUGUAUUAAGU
Molecule: messenger RNA, 883 nt
Organism: Aethina tumida (small hive beetle)
Lineage: Eukaryota; Metazoa; Arthropoda; Insecta; Coleoptera; Nitidulidae
Exons: 3
Coding region: 91-834 (247 amino acids)
Source: RefSeq, a predicted model, not a curated record